This is a messenger RNA of Tuber aestivum (summer truffle), 417 nucleotides long. NCBI's taxonomy places the organism in Eukaryota, Fungi, Ascomycota, Pezizomycetes, Pezizales, Tuberaceae. The record is from the annotation of a GenBank genome assembly.
AUGUACUCUGAUCAUAAGACACGAUUUUACCUGUCCAGGCUGAGAACGGGGUUCACAAUCCUGCUGUACACUCUAAUCUCCUGGCUGGCGAACCGGGGACGCGCCAAAAAAUCAAUUCCCAAGAUCCUCGGAACUAUCCCUAGUGGGUUCAAGCACAUGGGGUUCCAAAGGCGAGCACCGCUAUAUUUAACGCUUUCGUGAGAUAUUUGCCAGCGGCGGUUAUUAUGCUGCUGAUUGAGCAUAAUGGAUGUUCUGCGCCACCCUCGAAUACUAGCUGCUAGACUUCCGGCUAACAAUGAAUGAGAUCAGGCGAUUUCAAAGCCGUUUGGCAGAAUUAACAGCUGCCCGCUUAACCCAUCCCAGAAACUCAUUGCGAUCGGAAUCACCAAUAUAUUUGGUCGACUCUUCGGCGGAUAA